AUGAAGGCUCAAGACUUGGAGAAAGAUGAUGUUCAGGUGAAUGAAACUUUCAGGUACUCAAUCCAAGCCAAGGAUGUGCCAAAGUUUGAGAAUGUCCUCAAGCUCAAGCGUCCUUGCAUAUGGCCACAACAAGAAUGCCAAGAAAAGAGAAAAGGAAGCAUACUUGUCAUACGCCAACAUUUCCUCCAGAUCUUGGCAAACCAAGUACAAGUGGGAUUCAGAAAAUGGAUUCCUGUACUCAGGAGAAACACCAUCCAACUUCUGAAGUUCAAAAGGAACAAGGAAAGAAAAGAAGAGUCCCCAACACCCACGUGCGUCAAAGCCAUUCUCCAAGUGAAGAUAAAGAAGACUGUAGCACUGACCAAACUUGUGAAGAACAAGAAGUACCAGCUCAAAAGUGCAACAGAUGCCAUCAACACUCAAGUUAAGGAUACAGUUGCAGCAGGGAAACUGAAAUCAUCAAAACCAAUGGCACUUGGAUCAAAUUCCAAACUUCCUGAUAAUGAAAGGCCUCCUCUGCAUAAAGCAUUCAAAGAAGUGGAUAAACCAAUGAACGUCAAAUGUGUUCUUCUUGGUUCAAUGGAGGCCAUGUGUGGGAAAACCUGUGGCCUGUUCAUGCAAAUUGAUGACCUUCAGGACUUGAUGAGCAGGAUAAGGAUAUACUGCCAGACAAUGUUGUCUAGAGUGCAUGUGAUUAAAGGAUCCAAGAAGAAGAACUGGAAGGUUCCUGAUGGCCGGGGAAUCUUUUAUAAUGCUCUUGUGCAGGCCAUUUUUCCUGCUGACUCUUCAGCAGCGCUGAACACUACUCCCAUGGUAGCAUCAACCCGUGGAUCAGAAGCAAAUGAAUUCAUCUCAUUUUGCAGAGACAUUACGUUUCUACCGCUCAACUCAAAGAAUGAGGACAAUAAUUGGCGUGAUAGUGUUGAAGUCCACAAGAAAAUGGUUGUUGGACGAUACAUGGAGAACUGUGGCUUGUUGGAUGACAAAUUCACAAAGUUUGACGCCUGGCACAAGGAUGUGUACAAGCAACGUGCAAAUAAAUGGGGAAAUAUGUCAGAGGAAGCAAUUGGUAGACCAGUGAUCAUUGAGAUACCAACGGAUAUGUUUGGACCACCAAAAAUAUAUGAUGUCUCUUUGCCUAAACUUGUUCCUAUACCUGAAUUUGCCAGUGACAAGAGAGAAACAAAUGGCAAUUGGUACCUUCACCAUGGAAUUAAGGAUGCACUCUUGGGAAUGUCCCCAGGUCUUGUUGACCAUCAUAGACACUCCAACUCAUUGUGUCUUGCUCAUGGUCUGAACCGUUUCAUGUUCACAAAUGCAUUUGCAUGUGCAUUAUGUCCAGAAAUGCAAGCUGAACUUUCAAAAAUUGCUAUCCCAAUUAAGAAGGACAUGGUUGAUGAAACGUACAGCAUGGAUGCAACAAAUGUGGACAGAUAUGAAGAGACUGUCAAAAUUGCUGCAGGAAAAGACUUUCCACAAUGCGGCAACCUCCCACGUCACAAGAUCUACAUGUAUGAUGAAAAGUCUGAGGAGAACAAUGUGCAUUCCCCAUUGGAGCCGUUCAUGAGGAACUACUACCCAAAAAGGUACAAGGAGUGGCUGAUCAAAAGCCUGAAUAAGUUUCCUUCAAAUCGACCGGAUUUACCAACAACUAAAGAAGAAAUAUACUGUGAAACUAGAGGUGGAGAUGAUGAACAGAAGAAGCUGCUGAACAUGCUACAGAAGCGGAUCAAAAUCUUGGAAGACAAACUUGAUGAUCUCCUGGGAGUUGGGAAGAACACUUCAUGUUCAGUUAGCAACAAGUACAAGGAACUUGUCAUGGAGGAAUACAACAAAAGGAUGAAGAAUCAAGCAUCAAGUGAAGAAGAAUCAAACAUGCUGGCAUCUGAACAAGAGGAAUUGGAGGAUUCCAUGGAGAUUUCUGAUAAGACCCUUCAAGUGGUUUGCAUUCUUCUUUUUGAUGAUGACAUCCGCUGCAAGGAAGUUGUGCAGGAGUUCAAGAAGAAUGAGAAGAGAAAACUGGAAUUAAGUGGGGAUGAUGUGGUUUCCAUGAAGAAUGUUUUCAGGAGAAGUGAUAGUAGAUGA
Notodromas monacha is the source of this 2085-nucleotide messenger RNA. NCBI's taxonomy places the organism in Eukaryota, Metazoa, Arthropoda, Ostracoda, Podocopida, Cyprididae. The record is from the annotation of a GenBank genome assembly.